Meriones unguiculatus (Mongolian gerbil) is the source of this 2009-nucleotide messenger RNA. It is a transcript of the gene Prss16, whose product is annotated as serine protease 16. The record is from RefSeq and is a predicted model, not a curated record. NCBI's taxonomy places the organism in Eukaryota, Metazoa, Chordata, Mammalia, Rodentia, Muridae. Gene Ontology annotation, biological process: proteolysis. The transcript is spliced from 12 exons. Gene Ontology annotation, molecular function: serine-type exopeptidase activity; dipeptidyl-peptidase activity. Gene Ontology annotation, cellular component: lysosome; endosome. The coding region runs from base 1 to 1524 and encodes 507 amino acids.
AUGGCGGUCAAGGCUCCAUGGUUGGGUUUCUUACUUCUGGUGUCCCUCUGGGGGCUGUCAUCUCCAGCCCUGCUCCUCAGGCGCCUGAGAGAACACAUUCAGAAGUCCCAGGAGAGCUCUAGCCUGCACCUAGGCCUUGGCCUAAGUCAGGGUCCUGCGGCUGCCCCCAAACAAGGGUGGUUAGAGCAGCCGCUAGAUCCCUUCAAUGCAUCCGACAGGCGAACCUUCCUGCAGCGGUACUGGGUGAAUGAUCAACACAGAGCUGGCCGAGAUGCACCAGUAUUUCUAUACAUAGGCGGCGAGGGCAGCCUUGGGCCUGGCUCAGUGAUGGCAGGGCAUCCUGCAGCACUGGCCCCUGCCUUGGGGGCCCUGGUGAUAAGCCUGGAACACAGAUUCUAUGGUCUGAGUAUGCCUGCUGGGGGCCUGGACAUGGCCCAGCUUCACUAUUUGUCCAGCCGCCAUGCGUUAGCUGACGUGGCCUCUGCCCUUCAGGCGCUUUCCCGCCUCCUCAAUGUGUCUUCCUCCAGCCCUUGGAUCUGCUUCGGAGGCUCCUACGCUGGCUCGCUGGCGACCUGGACCCGGCUGAAGUUUCCCCACCUCGUCUUCGCCGCCGUCGCCUCCUCCGCGCCGCUGCGUGCGGUAGUGGACUUCUCUGCCUACAACCAAGUGGUGGCCAGAAGCCUGACUCGAGCUGCCAUCGGAGGGUCACAGCAGUGCCUGGCGGCGGCCUCUGCAGCCUUCGCGGAGGUGGAGCGGCUGCUGCGCUCAGGCCCGGCAUCUCAGGCGGUGCUCCGGGAAGAACUGGGCGCCUGCGGGCCCCUGCACCUCACCGAAGACCAGGCCGAGCUGCUGGGGGCGUUGCAGGCGCUGGUGGGGGGCGCCGUGCAGUACGACGGGCAGGCGGGGGCGCCGCUGAGCGUGCGCCAGCUCUGCGGACUCCUCCUCGGGAACCCGGGCAACCGCAGUCACUCCACGCCCUACCUCGGGCUCCGCCGAGCGGCGCAGAUAGUCUUGCACAGCAUGGGCCAGAGGUGUUUAAGCUUCUCCAGAGCGGAGACGGUGGCACAGCUCAGAAACACCGCCCCUCAGGUGUCUGGCGUGGGGGACCGGCAGUGGUUGUACCAGACAUGCACGGAAUUCGGCUUCUAUGUCACCUGUGAGAGUCCUCAGUGUCCUUUUACCCAGCUCCCAGCACUGCCCUUCCAGCUAGAGCUGUGUGAACAAGUGUUUGGUAUCUCAGCUGCAUCGGUUGCCCAGGCUGUGGCCCAGACAAAUUCCUAUUAUGGUGGCCAGACCCCUGGAGCCACCCAAGUACUGUUCGUUAAUGGGGAUACAGAUCCCUGGCACGUACUGAGUGUAACACAGAACUUGGGACUCUCUGAGCCAGUCCUUCUCAUUCCUAGUGCCUCCCACUGCUUGGAUAUGGCACCUAUGAGGCCUUCAGAUUCUCCCAGCCUCUGCCUGGGACGCCAGAAAAUCUUCCAGCAGUUACAGGUCUGGCUCAAGGAGAUAAAGAAGAGCUAGAAUUGAUGUAAACCCAGCCCUUCACCAGCCACAUUAUGGCAACUGCAUCUUGGCAUUUUUCUUCACCGUACAAAAGAAAGCAGCUGGCUUGGAAGGAGGAAGUUCCCAGACUUAAGAGUCAGCGCUUGUUCUACAUACCUGUUCUCCAAUCAUCCCCGUUGCCAACUACAAGGGCUUCGUCACAGACCAGUGUAAAAGCAGGCAAACGAUCACUGUUCUUUGUUGGUAUUGGUAUUAUGUAUGGUAAAUGUCAGGGAAAUGUGGCUGUCCCUGCUGGAGCCUUCUUCUCCCAGAUCAGAAAUCUGGCUUCUGGCCUGGGCACCUGCUGCCCAUGAUCUCCACAUCCUGACUGAUUCUGCCAAGUCUUAGUCUGUGGUGGUGAACCUUCAUUGUCAGCCUCAUUGUUACCUGGAUUUAGAAUCACCAUAGAAGCAUAACUCUGCACUGUCUCAUCUCUGUAGUCCCAGGCGAAUAAAAAAGGAAAA